This is a messenger RNA of Lampris incognitus (smalleye Pacific opah), 3975 nucleotides long. It is a transcript of the gene ccdc117, whose product is annotated as coiled-coil domain containing 117. The transcript has 5 exons. Bases 621 to 1475 code for a protein of 284 amino acids. The record is from RefSeq and is a predicted model, not a curated record. Lineage: Eukaryota; Metazoa; Chordata; Actinopteri; Lampriformes; Lampridae.
GUAGCGCGACUAGCGUUCAUACUUUACGUUCUCUGGUUUAACUGGCUAGGCGUACACACCUAGCAAACUGAGGGAAUAUUGUCUGAAUUAUCGGCACGAAUUGUGUAUUUAAAACAAACUGGGUCACCGAAACUUUGGCCGUGCAAACGCAGUGGAAAAACCUGCUAACGGGAGUUAGCUAUAGGAUUAGCUCCGCGUCAACGUCAACAAUAACAUUAAGAGAGGGGGGUCAGGCACGUACAGGCUUCUGGCUAUUCCCAAGACGACUGUUGUACCAAGUUGUUAUUUAAGGCAGCAUUUAACUUUUUCUAGUGUAUUUUUAGUGUAUCUGAGUAGAAUGUAACCUGAUGUUUAUUAUUGCGACCGUCACCAGCUUCGCCAUCGCAGACUUUUAACCUAUUUCACGCGAGUUUUUGUUUACGUUAGCCACUCAAACUGCUUCAUUUGCUGUAGCGUUAGCUUGCAUGUUUUUUUUAACCACAUCACUUGAUGCGUUUUUGAUGUCACCCCCCACCUCCACCCAUAUUGUGUCUAUGAAUAUUCUGAUACACUCAACUCAUUAACUACCUGCCCACCACCAUCCAGUUAUUUCUCCUGAUCCACUCUUCGAGGAAAUCGUCAUGCACCAUUCAAGUCCAAAGAGUAGUGAGCUUGGGUUUUUGCCAGCUACGUAUUCCUUCUCGAGCCUCACUAGCCUUCCUGAAAUAGGGCUCGACUUUGGCCCUCCAAGUACCUCUGUUCACCUACAGAGAGAAAUACUCUUAAACACGAGCUGGGAAAGGCGAUGUCUGAGGAAGCACAGGAGGAGGGCUGAUGAUGAAGGAUGCAGUGCCAAAAGAAGGAAGCUAACAGUAGAGGCAGAAUCUUUACUUUCAGAGAACUCUAGCAGUGGUACUUGUCAUGAAUGGCCUCCAGCAAACAGCUGCCCUAUUCUGUCCACACAACAAGCUAACCCUGUACUGUCACAGCCCUGCCAAGGGCCUCAGAACCUGCCUCAGUCCAGCCCAAUCAUGCCCCGUCCACAGGCAGAGGGCUCCUGCAUGGAAAUAGAGGCAGCUCAGAGGAGACUUCAGGAGAUUGAGGAUAGAAUUACAUUGGAGGAUGAUGAUGAAGAUGCAGACCUAGAGUUGGAGCCAGCCCCAAGAAGGCCAGUACUGGUUAUGUCUGACAGUUUGCGGGAGGGUCUACAGCGUGGUAUCGGUGAUAUCCUCCCCCACACUGUGGCCCAAUCUGUGAGCCAUUCUUGCAUGGAGUUGGUGGUGUGGCGGCCACCGGAGGAGCCCCUCUCCCGCAGACUAAAGGACUCACUACAGAGGCAGCGUAAACAGCAGACAGCAUGUCGACAGCCCCCGACUCCCUGUCCUUCUCCCACCCCUCAGAGUCCACUCAGCCACACAAGCCAACAGGACACAUAUUCCCCUCUGUACAGCUUUCCUGAUUACCACAGCUCUGGUGAGGAGGAUAUGGAGCUGUAGGUUGUUGUUGCAUCUUUGAAAAGCUGCCUUGACAAAGCAGGAAAGACUGCAGAAUAUACAGUCAGUUGCAUUACACUGCACAGGACUUGGUCCCAUUUAUGUUGAUCAGCUUGGCAAGUUAUAUCAGCUGUAUGUAGACAUUUUGCUAUAUUGGCUGAUUUAUGCAACACAUCCUUUGCUACACCAUCAUAUAGUAAUUUUGGUCCACUGACUGAGCCUUGGCAGUGACAGCUCUAGGCUUUUAAUUAGAUUUUUUUCCCAUGAGCUCUCCAUCUCUUGACCAUUACUGGGGUUUCAAAAGUAUUUAAGUUUGCCUUCUAUAUAAACCAUUAACGUAACCAUUUUCAAAUGGCCUAGCCAAAGUUGUGUCCCUGCAGUAAAAAGAAAAAACGUACAGUAAAAUUUACAUGUUGUCAAAGUUUGGUCCACAUAGUGAACUCAUAAAUGCAAACACAAGCUUGUAUUUUUCAAAUUCAAAUUGCAGAACUGUAUUUUGAGAUUUUUUUUUUUAAUAUACUUGUUGGCAUAGUCACUAUACAUUUGAAAACCAUAAUUGUCAUGUUAAAGUUGAAUCAGUUCAUCUGGACACAAUGUUUAUUGAGAGAAAUAUUUCAACGCUCAGCUACAUGACCGCUUCAGUCUAUACUGACUGCAGGUAUCACCACCCUUAUAAACAAUACAGCUGCAUAAUGACCAAAACCAAUGACCAGUUUCAUAUGGAAAUAGGCAUGACCGUUAACUAGAGUUUCAAUGGCCAUGUGUACUAGUUACAAAGGAUUUGGGACUGACUGUAAUCACAGGUACAAGAUGUAAGAUGGUGACAGAUGUACUCUUGACCCCUGGUUCAGGGAUGGUCGUUUCCGCUUCACAUAUAUGGCCUUUUUGACUCCCUGUUCAAACUAGCGUUCCUCCCUAUCAAGAUGUGCACAUACUCAUCCUUGAAAGAGUGGCCACUGGCCUGUAGAUGGGUGUAGACUGUAGAGUCCUGGCCCGACACAUUAGCGCUUCUGUGUUGUGCCAUCGUCUUGGCCAGCAUCUGUUUAGUUUCCCCAAUGUACAAGUCAUAGCAAUCCUCUCGGCACUUAACAGUGUAUACUAUGUUGCUCUGUUUGUGCCAGAGGACCUGAUCCUCAGGGUGGACCAAGCAGGCCACUGGCCUGUAGAUGGGUUUAGAUUGCAUCUAAGUUGCUUUCAAACUCCAAAACACAUUGCGCCAGAAAUUGGUCCACCCCAAGUAUUGGGUCCCCCUCAACACAAACAGAGCAAUAUAGUGUAUGCUGUUAAGUGCCAGGGUGAUUGCCUUGUGUGUGUAUACAUACACACAGGGUGUUGUGAUGCGUCUAGUGCAGCAGUGUGUAGUUGGAGGGAAGGUGCAUGUGUUCUUCCAACCCGCUUGUGUCUUCCUGCCCUUAGCUUGCUGCCGCUGGCUAGCCUUUGUGGCGAAUAGGGAAGCAUCCUAGCGUGUAAGCCUUCCCUUGCCAGUACAUAGCCUCUCCUUCACCAAGACUCCUGCCAGGCCUCCCCGUGGCCACACAUGGUAACUGGGGUCUUGCGGCCCCAGGCUAACUUGGCAGGGGAUCGCGGAGCAGCAGUGGGCCCCAGAGAUAUGGUGUGCAGGCCCACCCUGGUGGACAUGCCCUGGCACCUAUCAACCACUGCCCCGCUGCCUUGUGGGUGAGUCUGGAAGACAUAAGGCUAAGGGAGCUUACCCCAACAGAAAAGCAAGCUGUGGCGGCACGCUUCGAGGCGGUUUCCGAAAAACUGGAUUUCCGGCAGCCCCCUGCAGUUGUGUGGAGGUGCCGGUCGUCUAGGGAUCCCCCUUGCCAUCGGAACCAUCUCCUCUACAAUCAAGUCAUGUGGAGUUGGGAGAAGCGCACCCCCCAUGCCACUUUAAAAACCAUCUCUGCGCAGGUAUCUUCUGCUAUCUGAUUUCUCAAAGGACCCACAAAUAGAAGAAGAUGGUCAUCAUCGGGCACGAUGGACAACCAGCAAGCAAGCAAGAUUGCCUUGACUUAUACAUUGGGGAAACUAAACAGACGCUGGCCAAGAGGAUGGCACAACAGAUGAACUGAUUCAGCGUUCUGUGAUUUUCCUACCUGGAUUAUCAAGCAUACAUAAAAACAUAUUUGUCAUGAUUUUCAAUCAGUACCCUAGCCAUGAGAUUGAUUGACGAUAUGAGAUAUGCUACCUACUGUGGUUCUGGUUUGUGUUGAAGGAAAUAUACUUUUUAAUGUUCACUCAGCCUUAUCACGCAAUCAGAGAUAUGCACCAUCUUAUGUUUUGCUUGUAUUUUCCUAUUUAUUUCAGCAGAAAGCCAAAAUGUUACACCCUGUUUCACAUAUUUGUUCCAAUGUCGCUUUGUAAUUAGCAACAUUUUUAUGUAGUUUCAAAAAUUGCUCGUCCAUAUAUCCAGUUAUAACUAACUAUCUUGAUGGCUACAGGUGUUACGACUUUAGAUUUUGUUUUGAAAUAAAAUCUUACGUAUGUGGCCAUGUUCACU